AGCCUUCCCAAGUUGGGCUGCGAGUCCUGGCGAGGUUCCCCGCGGAAGCACUGCACGUCGUGGGCUCUCCCGGCGGGACUCACCUCCCGGGGAAUCCCCGGCGCCGGGUAGGGAGAGCGGAGCCUGCAGGGCCUACGGAAGGGAACCUGGAAAUUGGGUCCCGCCCGCCCGCGCCGGCGGGAGUGCUGGGCUGGGGCGCAGGCGUGCGGCAGAGGCGGAGAGGACGGGAACUCACUUCCACGCUGUAACCCCCCGUUUCCGUCGCGGCCCCGGGGGACUCGGCUGCACGCGCGCAGCUGAAUUCGGCGCCGCGUUGGCCCCAGCCCCAGGGCGGCCGUGGGGCGCGUGAGAACCCGCUGGGAUGCGUGGCCCCGGCGCGCGCGCGCCCCGCGUCCGGGUGCCGCUCCGCUCCACCUGGCCCCUCCACCCCCUCCCUGUCUCAUCCCCUCCCUCCUCCACACCCCCGCCCCCGGGACCCGCCGGCGCCCUCCUCGCACCGGCCGGAGAGUAGUACACAAAGCGGCGGGUGAGGGGAAGCCUAGCAGGCGUGCACCGCGCAGUGAGAUCACUGGCGUUAUAAAUAUCCCAGUGCCAGCGCCGGGCUCCGUUCGGGUGGCCUCUCUCUCUCCCCUUCUCCCUCUCUCUCCCCCGAGGCUAUGUCCGCCCGGCGCGGCGAGGGGGGCAGCGCCAGAGGCACGCAGCCGCGCGGGGGCUACAGAGCCCAGAGCCAGCCCUACAAGAUGCACUUAGGACCCCCGCGGCUGGAAGAAUGAGCUUGUCCCUCCUCCUCCUCUUCCUCAGCCACCUGAUCCUCAGCGCCUGGGCUCAAGGGGAGAAGCGCCUCGCCCCCAAAGGGCAACUCGGACCCGCUGCCACGGAGAAGAUCCCGGGAGGCUCCAGCAGCCGCCGGAACAGCAGUAGCACCACGUCUUCCUCUGCCUCCUCCCCCGCGACUCCUCCGGGCAGCCCAGGAAGCGGCUUGGAGCAGAGCAGUUUCCAGUGGACGCCCUCGGGACGCCGGACUGGCAGCCUCUACUGCAGAGUGGGCAUCGGCUUCCAUCUGCAGAUCUACCCGGAUGGCAAAGUCAAUGGCUCCCACGAAGCCAAUAUGUUAAGUAUUUUGGAAAUAUUUGCUGUGUCUCAGGGGAUUGUAGGAAUACGAGGAGUUUUCAGCAACAAAUUUUUAGCGAUGUCAAAAAAAGGAAAACUCCAUGCAAGUGCCAAAUUUACAGAUGACUGCAAGUUCAGGGAGCGAUUUCAAGAAAACAGCUACAACACCUAUGCCUCAGCAAUACAUAGAACUGAAAACACGGGGCGCGAGUGGUACGUGGCCCUGAACAAGAGAGGGAAAGCGAAACGGGGCUGCAGCCCCAGGGUGAAACCCCAGCACAUCUCCACCCACUUCCUGCCAAGGUUCAAGCAGUCUGAGCAGCCAGAACUCUCUUUCACAGUGACUGUUCCUGAGAAGAAGAAGCCACCCAAUCCUGUCAAGCCAAAGGUCCCGACCCUUACUGCACCCAGGAAGAGUCCCAACACAGUGAAAUACAGACUCAAGUUUCGUUUUGGAUAAUGUUCCUCUUAGCCUUGUGAGAAGCCACAGGCCCCCUCAGGAGUUUCCACAGGUGUCUUUACAGCUCUGGAGAAAAAUGUGGACACGGCUUCAGCUCCACUACACCGCAGGGAAGUCAGGCCUUUUGUUUCAGUGGGACUGAAACAAAAAUGUUUGCUGGCAGGUACUGAACUGGAAUUCUUUGUACGGAUACAGGGAGCACACUGCCUCAGUUCAGCAAGACAGGAAGCUUUUUGCUUUAUGCUUAGUGCAUACUAGGACUCUGUUUUCAAGAAGUUAAACAGUGUGGACGAUGUAUUUUUCUGACUUUUACAGAUCAACCCAAAAGAACAUACAUGACGUGUUUAUUUUUUUGUUUGUUUGUGUGUGUUUUUUUGGUUUCUAAAGAAUAUUUUGAUGCAGAUAAAAUAUUUUAUUAACUUUUGUUUUUUGUGUUUUUU
This is a messenger RNA of Myotis daubentonii (Daubenton's bat), 2010 nucleotides long. RefSeq names its product fibroblast growth factor 5 (gene FGF5). NCBI's taxonomy places the organism in Eukaryota, Metazoa, Chordata, Mammalia, Chiroptera, Vespertilionidae. Gene Ontology annotation, molecular function: growth factor activity. The record is from RefSeq and is a predicted model, not a curated record.